UUCACAUCCCGUUCGUUUUGGUUACAAUCGUGUCAACCGCAGCCAAUGGCGAGAGUGCAUAUUUGCUGUUCGGAUAUCAUUAAAUCUCUGAUUAAAAUAAGCUUCCCGAACGUCCACUGCCCUGCACUUAUCUAAGUUUCCCGAUACAGAAGCGGCCCUCUUGACGAGAGUGAUAUCAUUUGUUCAGAACAAAAAGAAACAACAAUGUUCAAGUUCGUAUAACGGGAAUGCUUGCUUAGCGUUUGCAAAGUUCCGGAAAUUUGAUCGGCGCAAGAUAUCUUGUUCAGCAGUUUUACAAGCUCAUAUCGGAAAUAUGUCUAGCAGCGAUCUCACAACGAAGGAAGCCAUCAAUGGCUUUCUUCCCCAUCCGGAAGCAACUUGUAGUAAAUGCUAAUCGGUAUGAUGGCCGAUCCAUUAGACCCGUACAGUAGCAGCCUUUUUUUGGCGGUUGGAAUCAGUCGAUCAUCGUGAAUUCGCUGCCAGCCCUUCCCAUUGCUUGCUCUGGGACCAGUCGAGACGUUUGCGGAACAAACGAUGAUCCUCGAGGGAUUGAGUGCCCGUGCGGCUGGUUGGGUUUGUAUGGUAGCGAUGGCAACGGUUGGUAAGAUAGUGAGGCGGUUAAAUAAUAUUGCUCUUAAUGCUCUGGAUGAUACGCGUGCGUUAAUGUAACGUAUCGGGCAAUCAAUGUAUUUGAAAACAAAUUGUGUGGCAACGAUUUUUGACGGUUCGAUAAACCAAGCUGCAACGAACGAUCUUGUUGCUGCUUCGGCACCUCCCUCUCGGGCACAAUAGCGAAUAAUGACCGUUUUAUUUAAGUUGAGCGGCGUCGUCGAUUCAACAUUAACGAUAAAAUCAAGGAGCUGGGCACGCUGCUACCGAAAAACAUGGAAGGAUCGAGCAGCGAGCUGAAUGGCAAGGAUGGGCGCGUUAACAAGGGCACCAUACUGAAAGGGACGGUAGACUACGUUAAGGAGCUCAAGCUGGAGGUCAGCAUGCUGCGGCGCAACGACGAGCUCGUGAUGGCACUGCGCAAUGAGAACGCAAUGCUGCAGAAGCGUGUCGCGGUAAGUGUGGCCACAUCUUAGCUCUCGCCCAAAGAUUGAUGAUUGAACGGUUA
Messenger RNA from Anopheles coluzzii, 1117 nucleotides. RefSeq lists its product as uncharacterized. Lineage: Eukaryota; Metazoa; Arthropoda; Insecta; Diptera; Culicidae. Gene Ontology annotation, molecular function: protein dimerization activity. The transcript is spliced from 2 exons. The record is from RefSeq and is a predicted model, not a curated record. Bases 885 to 1085 code for a protein of 66 amino acids.